Molecule: messenger RNA, 1783 nt
Organism: Austrofundulus limnaeus
Lineage: Eukaryota; Metazoa; Chordata; Actinopteri; Cyprinodontiformes; Rivulidae
Gene: dennd10
Product: DENN domain containing 10
Exons: 9
Coding region: 244-1299 (351 amino acids)
Biological process (GO): regulation of early endosome to late endosome transport; protein transport
Cellular component (GO): late endosome
Molecular function (GO): guanyl-nucleotide exchange factor activity; small GTPase binding
Source: RefSeq, a predicted model, not a curated record
GCUGUCCGGUCCAGGAAAAGGAAAACGAUGAUGGAGAAAAUCUGCUGACAGUUUUAAAAAAAAUCACCCAAAAGCACCGACUGUAUUUGAAACAACUGCUUUUAUUUGAGUUAUUCAUCCUUGUAAUUGUAGCGUUUUGAUAUCGGAGGAGCUCUUGAGGUUUUUUUAGAGUUAAAUUUGCGACCAAAGAGGAAGAUAGAUGCUGGUUUGUGUCUAGUUGUGUGAACUCUUCUUUAUGGGAACAUGACAACUACUGAAGCACAGAUUAUGUUGAGCGUCGGAAUAAUCGAGAAAGACGUGAACGGAGACACUCUGUGGGUUUGGUGCUACCCGUCUGUGAGCCCCGAGCUGAAGCAGGUUCUCCUCAGGAAGUGCUGCCUGACGCAGGAAGUACAGGAGUUUCACACGUUCGUGUUUGGUCAUUUCAGUCGUACCUGGUUCUACAUCACUACAGCAGAGGUCCAGGAGCCCACAGCCCUGAAUAAGGUGACUCAUUUUUCAAUCGUUAUAACGGCGAAAGACUUCAACCCUGAGAAAUACGCCGCUCUCAGCAGAAUCCUCUGCAGGACGUACAUGAAACACGGCAGUCCGGUGAAGAUGAUGGAGGCCUACAUCACCGUCCUCACCAAGGGAAUCUGUCAGAGCGACGAAAACGGCUCGUUUCUCAUAAAGGACUAUGAUGUUGAGACGGCGUACCUGGCAGGUUCAAUCAAAGAUGUUGUGUCUCAGUUUGGUGUGGAAACCGUCAUCCUGUACACCGCCCUGAUGCUGAAGAAAAGGAUCGUCAUCUAUCAUCCUCGGAUCGAAGCCUUGUUAGAGUUUACCAGAGUCCUGCCAGCGCUGACGUGGCACCGAAAAGACUGGUCCAUCCUGCAUCCGUACGUCCACCUGACUGACGUAGAACUGGACGAUAUAAAGAAAUGUCCCGGGUACGUAGCAGGAUUCGUGGAUCCAGUUGUGAGCAACAGAUCAGAUUUGUUUGAUGUGUUUGUGAAUCUCCCAGACGGCGUGAUCACCGUGUCUCAGGGAGCCAAAGAYGCCAUGGCGAUGGGGAAGUUACACAAGGACAUCGCUCAGCUCAUCGUUAAGUCUGCGGAGGACGCAGAGAGGUCCGACAGUCAGGUCAUCAAGGACCUGUCCAUGAAGACUGCAGAAGUUCUGAGCCACCUGGCUGCUCUGACAGAAUCAUGUGGAAACUCCAAACUGACUCUGGARGCUCUGAAGCAGCAUCACUUCCCUCCGGCCACAGAGAACUUCCUGUUUCACCUGGCAGCUGCAGAGCAGCUCCUACAGAUCUGACCUUCUGUUUGGCCUUAAAAACAUUUUGAUUCUUCCAUAAAAACCUGAUCAGAGAUUUUAAAAUGUCACUAAUCCUCACAUGAUGCAGUUAGAUUUAACAACUGAACUGUUUCUUCUAAAUUUAUAACUUUGUCAGAGAAAAUCUGUUUUACUUUCAGGAAUUUAUGUAUUUAACCAUUGAAAAUUAGACUUUUCAAAACUUUCCAAUGUCAGACAAUAUUUUUUUUUCAUUUAAAUAAAUUGCCGGUACAUUUAUGUCCAAUUUUUUAUUUAUUUAUUUUUUAUUUUGCCCCCAACUUUUAUUUUUAUUUAAAAUGUCCCAGUGAAACCGUCAUAACUAAGACUUAAAUUUUCCACAUUGAAUCUGAAGUUUGUAAACAAUGUUUUACUGUUGGAGAUAUUUGUCAGAUCUUCGUCUAACAGCUGGUUUUAUGUCUGUGAUUUCACAUUUUAACGAAUAAAAAUGUUUUUUUAUUUUUUAAAA